This is a messenger RNA of Cladocopium goreaui, 804 nucleotides long. The record is from the annotation of a GenBank genome assembly. Lineage: Eukaryota; Dinophyceae; Suessiales; Symbiodiniaceae.
AUGAUGAAGUCGUUGCUGAUCCUUGGUGCUGUCUUCUUUGGAGCGGAAGCAGAGUCCCAGGACUUUCACAAGAUCUUGGCUUUUGCGCGUCAGCUGAAUCAGACGUUCGGCUCUCGUUCGGGCCAGAAGCGCCUGAAGCCGCAAACCUUCACGAUGCCCCCACUGCCAUUGCGAUGCGCAGCGGCGUGCCCGGGAAUGCAAUGCGCCUAUGAUGAUUUGGGCGCUUUGACGAAGAAACUCACUGGGGGUGACCAGGCAGCGAUGAUCAGCGCAUUAGCGGAUAGCCUUGGUGCCACAUGUCUCCAUCGAGACGCCAUCAAGUGUGGCACGGACAGCGCAGACUGCAAUGGCUUGCUGGACGUUGGCUCCGGUUCUGAGAAUCUGAUGUCGUGCAUCUGCGAUGAGUGUCCCAACUUUCCCAAAGUCUAUGAAGGCUGGACGCCCCUCAUGACCGCCGGCUCCGAGGGUGACGUCACACCCACUGCGGAAGAGAGGGAUGAACUUUUGACGGCUCUGUGCCCCAUGUCCUCCGUUCUCGCGUGCGUGGCCGAAAACUCUGUGUGUUCCUCAGCCUUCGAGAAUUUGGAGGGCGUUAGCAUCGGGAAGACCUUGGAGGCUGUGUCGAGCCUGAAACUCCAAUGUGUCAAAGCCAAUAAGCCCACGGACUAUGCCACACCCUACAGCUUCAAGUCGCCUAGCGGCUGUUCUAGCAGUGACAACCUCGUGGUGGGACAGAGUAGUGGCGCGGAUGGAUUGCUGCAGCUGAACUUGCUGGCAGGCUCCUUGCUUUCCAUUCUCAGCUGA